AUGAUUUUGGAUCAAGACGGGCAUCUUGUUUGGUUCAAGCCUAUGGGCGAGACUUACAACAUGAAUGUGCAAACCUAUAAAGGCCAAGAUUAUUUGACGUUUUGGUCUGGAGACGACUCGAUUGUUGGACAUGGUGAGGGGACCUACUAUAUGCUCAAUAAAACCUACCAAACACAAUAUCAGUUUAGCGGCGCAAAUGGACUACGCGGCGACCUUCACGAAUUCCAUAUUACCCUAAACGAUACCGCUGUCUACACAGUAUACGACAAGGUACCCGCCGAUCUAACGUCCGUAGGCGGAUCACAACAAGGAUGGCUCUGGGACGGCACCUUUCAAGAACUGGAUGUUGAGACAGGAGAACUGCUAUUUCAAUGGCGGGCAUCGGAGCAUUUCGGUUUUGAGGAAGCCUAUCGAACUCGAGAAGGGCAUGGAAACUCCUAUGAAGACCCCUGGGACUUCUUUCACAUUAAUAGUAUUGAUAAGGAUGAGAAAGGGAAUUUCCUCAUUUCUAGCCGCUAUUAUCACUCGCUUACGUAUAUUGACGGUCGCACUGGUGAUAUCAUCUGGAAAUUGGGUGGGAAAGACAAUAGGUUCGAAGAUUUGUCUAAUGGUGCUGCCACCAAUAUUAGCUGGCAGCAUCAUGCUCGCUUCCGGGAAGGAGGAAAGAGCAUUACUAUAUUUGAUAAUUCCUCCCGUGGCCAAGGAGCUCCAAUUCAUACUAGUCGCGGUCUGUGGAUUGAUGUUGAUCAGGUCAACAUGACAGCUAAGGUUCGACAGCAAUUCUGGAACCCUACUCCUAUCAGCAGCCAGUCACAAGGCUCGGUGCAGGUGCUUGAAAAUGGCAACGUUGUGGUCGGUUAUGGGUACAAUGGUGCAUGGACCGAAUUCAACCAGAAGGGUGAACCAGUCUGCGAGGUCCACAUGGGACCUGAAAAAUGGUUCGGUCAGGGACAAAUUGAAUCUUAUCGAGUUUAUAAACAUCGCUGGGUUGGCAAACCGACAUCUAUUCCAGUAUGGUUGGUUCCGGACCCGAAGCAGGGCAUCGGUUAUGUGAGUUGGAAUGGUGCCACUGAAGUCAAGACAUGGAUGGUGGAAGGUUCCUACGCAAAGGAUCCGGAACACACCACAGGUGCCUUUGGUUUUGUCGCUGCUUUGGCAAAGACGGGAUUUGAGACUGCCAUUUCUAUUCCUGAAAACAACACAUAUCCGCAACUACGAGUCGUCGGGUUAAACGAAAAGGGAAGACGACUCGGUGCAUCUCAGUUUGUCUUGGUUAAUCCCGAUUUCGACUCCAAUCUGUAUGAGACCAGUGGUAAAACAGAAGUUCCCGGAUUUGUGUUCUUUCUUAUCGGAUUUUUCACUUGUGCCAUGUUCAUGAUUUGUGGUUGGGCACCUAAUUUGAUACGUUUCCAACGUCAGAAAUGGGAGUCCCUAAACCCGAAGAAAAAUCGCUGGUGGAACAAACUUAGAUUUGGUCCUUUCAAGCAAAGUAAGAAAGACCUUGACGAUGUAGAAGAUACGUUGAGUGAGAGGGACGAACUUCUUGUUGCGCAUGCGGAUGAUUUUGAGUUGCCAAAAAUGGAAGAUGAUGAAGCUGAGGAACAAAUUCAUGUACCUAACACCAUCGAGAGAGGCCAUACACUCUUGGGUAACACAUAUCUAGUUGAAUAA
Molecule: messenger RNA, 1671 nt
Organism: Talaromyces amestolkiae
Lineage: Eukaryota; Fungi; Ascomycota; Eurotiomycetes; Eurotiales; Trichocomaceae
Exons: 2
Coding region: 1-1671 (556 amino acids)
Source: RefSeq, a predicted model, not a curated record